This is a messenger RNA of Miscanthus lutarioriparius, 738 nucleotides long. The record is from the annotation of a GenBank genome assembly. NCBI's taxonomy places the organism in Eukaryota, Viridiplantae, Streptophyta, Magnoliopsida, Poales, Poaceae.
AUGGCAGCUGCUCCGUUCACGAUUGCCAGCCGCCUCUCCCCCGCCGCGCGCCUCCCGGUCAGCGCCUGGAGGGCGGCGAGGCCGGCGCACGGGUUCGCGUCGUCCGGGAGAGCACGCUCGCUCGCCGCGGCGCCCGCGGCGCAGGAGAACAGGGACAACAGUGUCGACGUACAGGUUAGCCAGAACGGCGGCAACAGGCGGCAGCAGGGCAACGCUGUGCAGCGCCGCCCGCGCCGCGCGGCACCGCUCGACAUCUCCCCGUUCGGGUUAGUUGAUCCGAUGUCGCCGAUGCGGACGAUGCGGCAGAUGCUGGACACGAUGGACCGGCUGUUCGACGACGCCGUGGGGUUCCCCAUGGCGACGCGGAGGUCCCCGGCGGCGGCGACCGGCGAGGUGCGCCUGCCGUGGGACAUCGUGGAGGACGACAAGGAGGUGAAGAUGCGGUUCGACAUGCCGGGGCUCGCGCGGGACGAGGUGAAGGUGAUGGUGGAGGACGACACGCUGAUCAUCCGAGGGGAGCACAAGGAGGAGGAGGGCGACGACGAGGCCGCGGAGGGCGGCAGCGGCGGCGACGGGUGGUGGAAGCAGCGCAGCGUGAGCUCCUACGACAUGCGCCUGGCGCUGCCGGACGAGUGCGACAAGAGCAAGGUGCGGGCCGAGCUCAAGAACGGCGUGCUCCUCGUCAACGUGCCCAAGACCGAGGUGGAGCGCAAGGUCAUCGACGUGCAGGUCCAGUAG